Ordospora pajunii is the source of this 1356-nucleotide messenger RNA. RefSeq lists its product as uncharacterized. The record is from RefSeq and is a predicted model, not a curated record. Gene Ontology annotation, cellular component: ciliary inversin compartment. Gene Ontology annotation, molecular function: protein binding. The transcript has a single exon. NCBI's taxonomy places the organism in Eukaryota, Fungi, Microsporidia, Ordosporidae. Gene Ontology annotation, biological process: protein localization to ciliary inversin compartment. Bases 1 to 1356 code for a protein of 451 amino acids.
AUGAAGGCUGAGCAAUUGCACAGCAUGAACAGAAGGCGGAAGGAGUUCCAUGAAUUCAUUCUUUCGGACACAAAGUACACAGAGCAGAGAUCGUGCUUAAUGAGCCUCCGUGUGCUAAACCAGAGCUAUAGGCAAGCAGGACUGUCAUCUAACGAGAUGCCGGAUCCUUCCACUAAAGUUAUUUCCAAGCUAUCGAGAGGAAAUACUGUGCUUGGAUAUAAAUUACACCUCAUUAGGCUUGCAUUGAUUGAUGGGCGUCCUUUCAAGCCGAGUAUUGAGGUAAAGCGUCACUACUACAACCAAGCCAGCAUUGUGCUGCUUCUAGCAAUGAUAAAAAACAAGCCAGAGCUGGUUUACUCAAUGCUCAGUGGAGGAUUUCCAAGCAGCAUCAAUGCAUCAAUAUUUGGAAGUGCCCUUUUUCCAACAUAUUUCCAUCUUGCAUGUGCAAUGAGCAGCGAGAUUUUGUCUGUUUUCAUGAGUUUCUCACCGAACUAUGAGCUAUGCUGGAAUGGACUUACGCCACAGAUGAUUGCGUCGUUUGGAGGGAAAACCUUGGAUGCAAAGCAGACAUUCAAUUUUGUAACGAUGAGGCAAUAUGGCUUGCUAAAUGCAUACCGAGGAAUCGAAACGGUUAAAACCGCAGACAAGCCUUUGUUUCUAGUUGACUUUUUGUGCAUGAGCGACGACAUUGCCGCAGCAAAAAAGAUCCUCGACAGGAAUCCAGAACUUGCAAAAGCGAGUAGACUGUGCUAUCUUGUGCAGGCCAACAUGGAAUUUGUUUUUCUUCUCAGCAAAUACCAAACAUCAAUCUGCCAAGAGAUCAAUGGGAUGUCUGCAUUGCAUGCAAAGUCUGCUGAUGGCGACAUUGAGCAGCUGAUUGCUUUUCUGGCGCUGGGAUGCAAUGUGAAUGCAACAGAUUGUCUUGGAAACACAGCAAUGCAUUACAGCGCAUCCCAUGAACAUUUUGAUUGUUUAGAAAUUCUUAUCAGGCUUGGAGGAAACAGAUCGAUGGUUAACAGAGAUGGAAUAAGCACGGAUGAUAUACUGGCUGCAAAGAACAUGACACUCGACAUCAAGGACGUGGAUGUUGAACUGCCGGAAGCAAUAUUCCAACUACUGGAGCACUCUGAAAACCUAUGGCAUUAUUUAUCGAUUGUUAGAAGGAUACGAUACAACCGCAGUCAUACAAUUGUCAAGAAGAAUAGAUUCACAAUAACGUCUCUUUUGAAUCUUCCACACAAGAUUGACUACACCGAAGCAAUGAUUCACAAAAUAAGCCAAGUCAAGCAGAUUGAUGUUGAAGCACACUCACCAUCCAAGACACUUCAGUUGUUCAUGGAGUAUGUACAGAAUUGA